AUGACAAUUGCCUCUAGUAGAGAGGCAGUCAGCGUGCAGCCCGAGGAUAAUAAAGAAACUUCACUACAGCUGUUCAGACAGAGUUUGCUUUCGUUAGACAAGUUUCACUAUCUCCAUGUACCUAAACUUGAAGAGAUUAUUACCUACGACGACUUUGAAUGUGUGUUUAAAUGCCUUUACCAUCCUCUGUGUGUUUCCGUAAACCUGGCUGCUGAAGGUGAACUGUGGUGCGAGUUACUGUCAUCUUAUAAAUACAACAAUCCUAACGAGUACAAGGAACACAAUAAUUCGCAUCAUAUUCACUUUAAGAGUGCUUGUGUGAAAAAUCCGUGCAAGAACAACUCCGCUUGUCAAAGCGAUGUUACCAAGAAACGUUACCACUACCUGUGUUCUAAUGGGUUCAGGGGCCAGACUUGUGAAGAAGACAUCGAUGAGUGUGCUGAGGGAUCACACAACUGCAGCGUAAAUGCUGUGUGUAACAAUACCAAGGGAUCCUACAAAUGCAACUGUAAACCUGGAUACCAUGGAGAUGGAUUGACGUGCGAAGGUCCUUUCCUUCAUUCGUGUAAAGAAAUUUACAAAAGUAAAAGGUCAAAGGAGAAUAGAGCUUAUCAACUUCUAGUGGAUCAUGGGAAGGUCAACGUUUACUGUCACAUAACAGAUGACCUUGAGGGCUGCGGGGGCGGUGGAUGGACGAUGGUAAUGAAAAUGGACGGCAACAAGUCAACCUUCCACUUCGAUUCGCAACUCUGGAGUAACAUGAGUGACUUCAAUCCUCAAGGAGGGGAGACUGGGCUUGACUUUCAAGAGACCAAGCUACCCACCUACUGGAACACAUCCUUCUCCAAGAUCUGUCUAGGGAUGAAGAUCGGUAAUCUGUCCAGGUUCAUUCUCGUCAAAAAGCAAGCCAGCUCUUUGUACUCACUGAUCGCUGACGGACAAUAUCGUGACACGUCACUGGGUCGUAACACGUGGAAGUUGUUGAUUGACUCCGAGGCAUCCUUGCAAUUAAAAUGUAACAAGGAAGGGUUCAAUCCCACUUCGACGGAGAAAGAAAAUUCAAAAGCUAGAAUCGGUAUCAUUGCCAACGACAAUAAAGGUUGCAGAACUUGUGAUUCCAGAAUUGGCUUUGGCACAGGUGGGUAUGGAGACGACUCCAACACGUGUGGGAACGAAGCAAAGCACAAUUCAGAUAAUGGAGACAAACACAUCAAAGCCAUGGGGUACAUCUUGGUUCAGUGACAAGGAAAUCGUUCUAAUCUUCAAUAAAUGAACAAGAAGCCAGCCCUAAAGGACUUGUAUAUAAGUAGAUGUAGCAAAAGAGGGCUGUUAAAGAAAUUAAAGACCGAGUCUGAACUUAUCUAGUUUCGUCCUGGUAGGAUUUCCACCCAUUUCUCCCCCAAAAAGUGCAAUUUUAGGCAGCUAAAAGCGCUUCGUUGUUAGUCCUGCAAGGAGGGGGGAUAAGAGGAUAAAAGAGGGGGUGGGAGAACAAAAGCCCUUCUGGUAAUUUAAUAGAUAGUCGUUUAUACCUACUGUAAUACACUCAGAUAUAUCAGACCAAUGGAAUACGUAUAAGUGGUGAACAGUCCAUUAUUUCGUGUGAAAAGGGGAAAAACUAAUAGAAUGUCUUGCUUCGUUGGUCCUUCAAGAAUUUUUGCUUAUAUACUCUUUCCUUUCUUUAGAAAUUUGUAAAAGUUGCCGAAGAAGCUUCUCCUUCUUUGCCUGGUUUACUCAUAACACAUCCUUGUCAGAUAAUCUUUCUCAAAGGCAGUCAGUUUAAAAUGAGUAAACGACUUUAACUUUUGUCUCCUUAUAUUCAAGUACUUAAUGUUUUUCCCUCUUUGACUCGUUUGUUCUGUUUUGUCCAAGGAACCUUUUAAGAGAUUCCUUGGACGGAGAACAGAACAAAACUUUUCAACAACACGUAGUGAACAGCUAUUGAUCUCAGCAGUACUUUAAGCACAGUAGUCCAGUUUCAGCUUGAAAACCUUUCCUAUUUCACAAUUUAACAAUACUUAGUUGUAUUAAUGUAAGCAUUCUUAGAUAUAGUUAUUAUACAAAAGAUGACGCCCUGAUAAGUAAGAACGAUCCUUAUAUAUAAUUGUAAAACCUUUUCGUAGCAGGUCGCUAUAACACUUAGUUAAUAUAUUUUUUCUUUUUGUCUAAGUAUUCAUCUGUUUCAAGGCUGAAAGUUUCUAAAGUAGC
Stylophora pistillata is the source of this 2205-nucleotide messenger RNA. RefSeq lists its product as uncharacterized. Gene Ontology annotation, molecular function: calcium ion binding. NCBI's taxonomy places the organism in Eukaryota, Metazoa, Cnidaria, Anthozoa, Scleractinia, Pocilloporidae. The record is from RefSeq and is a predicted model, not a curated record.